Molecule: messenger RNA, 498 nt
Organism: Plasmodium gonderi
Lineage: Eukaryota; Apicomplexa; Aconoidasida; Haemosporida; Plasmodiidae
Product: variable surface protein
Exons: 3
Coding region: 1-498 (165 amino acids)
Source: RefSeq, a predicted model, not a curated record
AUGAUAAUAUUAUUGUUCUUAUAUGAAUAUAUUAAACAUUUUUCUGAAUGUGAAACUUUUAUGAAUGAAAGUGAAACAUAUAAAAAUUCAUGUUAUAAUAAAAUUUGUAAUAAAAUUGAACUAAGUAAUUUUUAUGAAUCUGGAAACAGAAAUAUGUACAGGUGCAUGAAAUUUAUGCAUUAUAUAUCCAAUAUAUAUUUUAAAACAGAAUCCACAGACCUACAGAAAACCUAUGUGUGUACUUGUAUUAUUGGAUAUAUCAUUAUCUUAUGGAAAUUAAAAAAGGUAACAUCACCAAAAUAUUUUUUAAUGCAUUGCUUAAGACAUACAAAGAUUAUGCUUGCAAACGAACGCAAAAAAAAAUACAAGAUAUACCUAGAAUUAUUCCAAUUUUACACCCACAACAACGACCACAUGCAGGUCAAAUGUUGCAGUUCCUAUUUUAGUCACAUUGAUUGUAAUAAUAUUAAUAUAUUAUUUAUUUUUGUUCGUUCAUAA